AUGGUUGAGAAGGACCCUAAGGUGAAAGAGCUGGAGAAGAGAGCACGAGGUCGACAGCCCUAUGUCUAUGAUGGGCACGUAGUGUAUGAAUGGGAGCAGACGCAAGAUGAGGUGCAUGUAUAUGUAAAGUUACCAUCAGGGUGUACUAAGGCCAGCCAGUUCUCUAUUACGCUGGAGCCUAAACGAGUUAAGCUCAGUUUAAGAGGGGCACAUCAGUUUUACCUUAAUCACACACCGGCCGGCCUAGUGGAUAAGGAUGACUCUACGUGGUUCAUAGAAGACGGGGAGGUGCACAUUAUAUUAGCUAAGGCCCGUAAAGCGGAGCUAUGGCCGUCGUGUUUUGAAGGACAGACUCAGUUGGAUGCCUUCACCCAGAAUGAGCUUAGCAAGAAGCUGAUGCUUGAGAGAUUCCAGGAGGAGCAUCCUGGGUUCGACUUCUCGGGAGCGGAGUUCAACGGCAAUGUGCCCAACGCGAGGGAGUUCAUGGGCGGCGUUCAGUAUAAGUGA
Molecule: messenger RNA, 507 nt
Organism: Perkinsus marinus ATCC 50983
Lineage: Eukaryota; Perkinsozoa; Perkinsida; Perkinsidae
Product: NudC domain-containing protein, putative
Exons: 5
Coding region: 1-507 (168 amino acids)
Biological process (GO): protein folding
Cellular component (GO): cytoplasm
Source: RefSeq, a predicted model, not a curated record